Trichoplax adhaerens is the source of this 2622-nucleotide messenger RNA. RefSeq lists its product as uncharacterized. The annotation marks the transcript as partial. The record is from RefSeq and is a predicted model, not a curated record. Gene Ontology annotation, biological process: cytoskeleton-dependent intracellular transport; microtubule-based movement. Gene Ontology annotation, cellular component: microtubule; kinesin complex. NCBI's taxonomy places the organism in Eukaryota, Metazoa, Placozoa, Uniplacotomia, Trichoplacea, Trichoplacidae. The transcript is spliced from 22 exons. Gene Ontology annotation, molecular function: microtubule motor activity; ATP binding; microtubule binding.
AGUGUUAAAGUAGCCGUUCGUGUUCGUCCUUUCAACUCUCGUGAGAAAGAGAGAAAUGCCAAGCUUAUCGUGGAAAUGGCUGGUCCUCAGACCUCCUUAAUUGAUCCCGAAAAUACUAAACCGAAACGAUUCACAUUUGAUUAUUCGUAUUGGUCUCAUGAUGGAUUCAUCGAAGACGAUAAUGGUGUCCUUGUCGGUACGGGCCCCAAGUAUGCAUCACAACGUGCUGUAUUUGACGAUCUUGGACAAGGUGUUUUAAAUAACGCAUUCGAAGGUUAUAACUGUUCACUUUUCGCCUAUGGUCAGACCGGGUCUGGUAAAUCUUAUUCUAUGGUCGGUUACGGUCCAAAUAAGGGAAUCGUACCUAUCACUUGUGACGAAUUAUUUAAAGCAAUCGAAGCAGAUAAAGGAGAUACGAAAUAUGAAGUUACGUUCAGUAUGUUGGAAAUUUACAAUGAACAAGUUCGCGAUUUAUUAAUCCGAAACAAUCCUAAGGGUGGAUUAAAGGUUCGUGAAAAUCCGAAGUUAGGGCUUUUCUACGUUGUAGAUUUAAAGAAAACUGCUGUUGGCAGCUACGAAGAAAUAGAAAGAAGAACCGCAGAAGGAACCGCAAAUCGAACUGUUGCAGCAACUAACAUGAAUGCGACGAGUUCUCGAGCUCAUACUGUCGUCACAAUUACAUUCGAUCAAAUUAAGAAAAACGACGCUGGCGAAGAAACUAAAAAGUCUAGUGUUAUAAAUUUAGUCGAUCUUGCAGGAAGCGAAAGAGCUGAUAGUACCGGAGCUACUGGCGAUCGUUUAAAAGAAGGUGCACAAAUUAACAAGAGUUUAUCUGCUUUGGGUAACGUUAUAUCUGCUCUUGCCGAGUUAUCUACUAGUAAGAAGAAGAUAAAAGUACCUUAUCGUGAUUCGGUCUUGACUAAAUUAUUACAAAACGCUCUUGGCGGUAACAGUAAAACUGUGAUGAUUGCUGCAUUAUCGCCUGCUGAUAUUAACUUCGACGAAACACUCGGCACACUACGUUAUGCUGAUCGUGCGAAGAAGAUUAAAAAUAAAGCCACUGUCAAUGAGAAUCCUAUGGAGAAACUGAUUCGCGAAUUAAAAGAAGAAAACGAAAAACUAAAAAGAGCAAUGGAAGGCGGUAUGAUUCCAUCGGAAGGCGGAGCAGCAAUCGAUCCUGGAGGUAAGAUUAUCGAAGAAAUUAAAGCUCAGUUAUUAGCUAACAUGGAUGCAAUGAAAGAAAUGUCUACUAGUUGGGAUGACAAACUCAAAGAAUCUCAACAAAACUACAGUGAGAAGACAUCACAAAAAGAGAAUGCAGCUAUGAGAAGGAAGACAGAGCCACACCUUACAAACUUAAACGAAGAUCCACAGUUAUCAGGAGUUAUCGUUCACUUUAUCAAAUCAGGUAUCUAUAAUACUAAUCAGUUUACUGUGUAUUGUCGUCUAUUUGGCUUUAGUGUUCAAAAGCAGCAUUCUAUUAUGACGCUAGAAAACGAUCAAGUUAGCAUUAAACCGGGCGUACCUGGCGCUAAGACUAAGAUUAAUGGUGCACCGCUAACCGGCGAAAGAGUGUUACAACACUUUGAUCGCGUCCUGUUCGGUUCUAACAACUUGUUCGUUUUCAACAAUCCUAAGAACCCAGUUUUACCGGAUGGUACUCCUGAUAAAAUCGAUUACGAAUUCGCACAGAAAGAAUUAGCAGCUAGUAAAGGAUUUAGUACAGGAGGUCAAGGAUUAAGUAAAGAACAACAAAUUGCUCAAGAACAAGUUUUAGAACUGCUCCCACUUGUCAGUGAAGUCAAUGCUGUCAGUGAAGAAUUGGAUAAGCAUAGAUCUUUUGAGGUAAUUUUGAUUUCUGGUGCUGCAAUGGAAGGUAUAUCCAGUAAUAAAACUACUAAAGUUAUGGUGAAGAUGAAAGACCUACUGAAUGGUAAUACAUGGGUCUGGGAGAGAGGCAAAUUUAUGAAUCGUCGUUAUUUGAUGCAGGACCUAUACCAACGUCACUUAGACGGAGAUGAAGACGUAAAGAAAAUUCCGAACGAAGAAGAUCCAUUCUGGGAACCUCCUGAAGACGUUCUUAUCGGGACUGCUAGUAUAUUUUUACAGAGUUUGGCAUACGGCUUAGAUUUUGAUGAUAGAUUAACAAUUACAGAUUAUAAGGGCGCUGAAGAAGGAUUUAUCUCCGUUAGUUGUACACCAUGUUUAGCAAAUGGUAAACCUCUAGGAGAUGAUUACUUUGUUGAGGAGCCGGGUGAUCUGCUUGGCAAGCCAUAUCACUUCAAGGUCACAAUUAGGAAUGCUGAAAUCCAUAAAGCUCGAUUUAGUAAAGGUUUAACAGUCAAGUACAGAUGUUAUAAUGAAGAAACCUUAACCCAAACAGAAACCAAAUCUGGUACUUUAUCACCAGAGUAUAAUCAUACUCGCAUUGUGACUUUAGCAACAAUUACUCAAGACCAUCUAGACUGGUUCGACCAAGGUUGCGUCACAUUGCAAAUGUUUGGUCGUCAAGAAGAUAGUGUCGCUGAUCCAAGAUUAUUGAAGAUGUCCACGAAGGUAAAUUACAACUAUGAUAUUCGUUGUUCUUUGCAAAAUUUUAACUCAAACGGCUAUUCUACAUAA